This is a messenger RNA of Hyphopichia burtonii NRRL Y-1933, 1329 nucleotides long. It is a transcript of the gene WSC4, whose product is annotated as Wsc4p. The record is from RefSeq and is a predicted model, not a curated record. NCBI's taxonomy places the organism in Eukaryota, Fungi, Ascomycota, Pichiomycetes, Serinales, Debaryomycetaceae. The transcript has a single exon. Bases 1 to 1329 code for a protein of 442 amino acids.
AUGCGGCUCCUCCUACUGCUUUCUCCUUUAUUAUUAUUAUCAUCAUUAGCAGCUGCAUCUUUGGACUACUGUUCAUCUCAGAAUUUGGGUUCUGAUCAGACUACCUCUAUCUACCAGUCCAAUGGGAAGUGUGGGGAUACUUGUUCUGGUAAAGGGUAUGCCCUUGCUAUAGUGCAAAAUAAAAAUUGUUGGUGCUCAAAUUAUGUACCUGAAGAUACGGUCUCUACCGAUAAAUGUGAUAACGAUUGUCCCGGUUAUCCUAGUGAUAAGUGUGGUGGUGAUGGUUAUUACGGUUACAUUUUGAUUAGUACUCCCAGUGGUACUGAAGGAGGUAGUAGUGCUAGUUCUACUACUUCGUCGACUUCGUCGACUUCAACUUCUUCUACGUCAACUUCUGAAAAGUCUUCGGUGAUUGACGUUGAAACAACUGCCCAAAUUUCUGAAACCAUACAAGUGACCGAGACUACUCAAAUUACGCAAACUCAAGAUCAUUCUUCGUAUGCCUCGGAAACUUCUUCUUCUUCUUCGUCUUCUUCGUCAAAAUCGUCUUCUUCUUCUUCCUCUGCUUCUCCCUCGAGUUACCAACCAACCACGAUUUAUUCUGUUCGAACAGUUAAUGGCUCUCAAACUCAAUUGGUUAAAACUCAAUACGUUACUGCUAAUCCGACAUCGAAUCAAGCUUCCGCUUCGGCAACAAGUGAGUUGUCUUCUAAUCCAAAAAACAAAGAAGAUGAUUCCAAUAAUAAAUCUUUUUUCGAUUCAAAGGGUAAAGUAGCUGGUACUUUUACUGCAGUUGGUAUUGUUGUGGUUGGUCUUGUUGCUAGUAUUCUUUACUGUUGUUGUUGCUGUGCUGGUGGUGGUCGUGAUGGAUCUCAUGAUGAUUUCACUGAUGAAGAAAAUCAAUAUUCUUCUGAUGAACUUUCCAUGAAUAAUGAAAAGGCUGCAGUUCCUGCUUCAUUCACUAAUAAUGACCAUUCUAAAACUCCAUCAACUGUUUCUUCCACUCAUUUGAAACGUAAUAGUUCAAGUAAGUCUAUUCUUUCUUUAUUCAGUCCUAGUGGUGCAGGAGUUGCUGGUUCUACUGCUGGUGGUAUGAUGGGUCGUAGUUUAUCUAAAAAACGGUUGAAUCCAAAUAAACAUUCUAGAAAUGAUCUGAAUGCAAGUAAUAAUGGGAAUACCAAUAAUAAUGAAAUGAUGUUCCCUAUUUCUGAAUUCGAUUCAAGAUUAGAUCCUCAUACCAUGUUCCUAAAUACCAAUGAAUCAAAUAAAACUUUGGCCGAUAAUCAAGACUACUCAAGAAGAAUUUUGCAUAUAACUAAUCCAGAGUAA